Messenger RNA from Penaeus chinensis, 951 nucleotides. Its product is annotated as collagen alpha-2(IV) chain-like. Gene Ontology annotation, cellular component: extracellular region. Gene Ontology annotation, molecular function: peptidase inhibitor activity. NCBI's taxonomy places the organism in Eukaryota, Metazoa, Arthropoda, Malacostraca, Decapoda, Penaeidae. Bases 7 to 723 code for a protein of 238 amino acids. The transcript has 2 exons. The record is from RefSeq and is a predicted model, not a curated record.
GCGCUGAUGGCGGUGGCUGCCGUCGCCGGCCAAGGAGACCACGAGGAAGACCAUUUGCCAGAAGCACCCGAAGAGGCUUCUGACACUGGCACUCCUGAAGAGGGUCCAGAAACCCGCAGUGGCAAUUCAGGCACUCCUGCUGGCGGUGCAGCUGCUGAUACUGCGGCUGACGGUGACGAGAAUGACGCGCCCUCAACCAGAUUUGGUGCUGGGUUCCAUCAAGGAGGCCUUCAACCCGGCUUUGGGGUUCAACCGGGCUUCGUUGGUCAGCCUGGCUUUGUAGGUCAGCCUGGCUUUGUAGGUCAGCCUGUAGUAGGGGGUCAGUCUGGGUUUUCAGGUCAGCCUGUAGUAGGAGGUCAGUCUGCCAUUGGAGGGCAAGUUGCACUGGGAACUCAGCCAGGAUUUGGUGGCCAGAAUUUCGGUGGCCAGGCAGGAUUCCCCAGCCGACAGCCUGUGCCUCUCCCGAGUAACAGCUGCCGACAGUGGUGCCGCGGCAAAUAUCCCAGGCAAUUCUACUGCUGCGAAGACAACUCCAAGCCCAUCACCAUUCCCUUUGAGAAACCAGGGUCCUGCCCACCAACCCGCCCCGCCUGCCCAAGGUUCUACACACCUCCCCCAGUAGGACCACAGACGUGCGGGGACGACAGCAAGUGUCCCGGUUACGACAAGUGCUGCUUCGACAUCUGCCUUGAGGAACACGUCUGCAAACCAGCUGUCGUUUAAGCAUGGGAACCUGAGAAUGCAUGCAGCGUUAUAUGCAUUUUUGAGACAUUUUGAUUUUUUUAUGAUAUUGGAUUUUGUCUCUUUAGCUUAUGCGCAAUAUAUAUGGUGUCCGUGUGGCUUGCCUAUUAGCGAAUUAUAUACGAAUUAGGUUGGAUGUCCUGGCGGUAUUUGUUUUGUUUUGUUUUUGUUUUUUUCUUUAUGCAUAAUCAAUAAACAAUCGGCAAAUAA